Molecule: messenger RNA, 8847 nt
Organism: Cladocopium goreaui
Lineage: Eukaryota; Dinophyceae; Suessiales; Symbiodiniaceae
Source: the annotation of a GenBank genome assembly
AUGGCUUCAAAGAAGUGCGGCGCUGCCAUUGGUUUGGCGAGUGCAGUGGCUGGUAGCGCCUUUAUUGCCGGAACAGGCAGCACUAAGUCCAGCGCCUUGCGUGGAGUGAGGACUCAACAGGCGCAGACUUCCCCCGUUUUAGCUUCCACCUCCGCCUCCACUGCCUCGACUGCCUCGUAUGCAGCAGCCUCGGUGGUGGCAGCUAGCGCGGGCGUAGUGUUGGCCACUCGGCCUGGUGCCAAGUUUAGCAAAACCACUGUGACCGCCUUGAAGGCGUUCGAGCAGGAGCUUGGUGUUCAGCCACCUGUCGGUUUUUGGGAUCCUCUAGGGCUUUCCAAGGAUGGCGACGUUGAGGCAUUUAAGCGAAGACGCUCAGUGGAGCUUAAGCAUGGAAGGAUUGCUAUGCUGGCGACUAUGGGCUACAUCACUCCAGAAAUUGCUGGAAAAUUUCCUGGUUAUCUUUCACCAUCAGCUGGAUUGAAGUUUGCAGAUGUGCCAAAUGGCCUGGCAGCAAUCUCCAAGGUGCCGCCUGGUGGUUGGACGCAGAUCUUACUCUACAUGGGCUGGUGCGAGGUGAGCCGUGGCCCAGGCUCUGACAUCGCCAGCGGCAGACCAGGUGAUUUCGGUUGGUAUGUGCUGACCUCCGCCGAUCCAGAGCAGAAGAAACAGAAGCUCAACGCCGAACUGGCCAACGGAAGACUUGCCAUGAUGGCCAUUAUUGGAAUGUUUUACCAAGAUGGUCUCACAGGCUCUGCGUGGGGUGACUGGUCCCUGUACACCGACUCCCCUUUGCGAGCCUUCGAGAACGAAACAGGAGUUCAGCCACCUGUUGGAUUCUGGGAUCCGCUUGGCCUUUCGGUGAGCGGAAACCUGUCGGACUACAAGCGCCGACGCGAAGUUGAGUUGAAGCACGGCCGUGUCGCCAUGUUCGCCACGAUUGGAUACAUCCUCCCAGAGUACUGGCGCUUUCCUGGCUAUCUCUCCAAAUUUCUCGACAUCAAGUUCUCUGAAGUUCCCAAUGGAUUGUCUGCCUUCUCCAAAGUUCCAGCACUGGGAUGGUUGCAGAUUGUGGGCUUCGCUGGCAUUGUGGAACUGAACGUCUACAACGAACAAGUCAACGACGAGCCUGGAAACUACGGCGCAGGUUUCCUCGGUCUUAGGUCCAUUGGCUUCAUGAAUGCUGGCAUUGCGGACCCAGAAGUCAGGAAGAAGAAGCUCAAUGCGGAAUUGGCAAAUGGGCGUUUGGCGAUGUUUGCCAUCAUCGGCAUGUUUUUCCAGGACGGCCUCACUGGAUCUGCAUGGGGCGACUGGGCCAAUUACACAGAUUCGCCACUGCGUGCUUUCGAGGGCGAAUUGGGCGUGCAGCCUCCGGUGGGCUUCUGGGACCCCCUUGGCCUCUCCUCAGACGGUGACCUGGCCGUCUUCAAGCGCCGACGCGAGGUUGAGCUGAAGCAUGGCAGGAUCUCCAUGUUUGCGGCAAUGGGAUACAUAACUCCUGAAUACUUCAAAUUUCCUGGAGAGCUCUCUCCCAAGCUCGGCCUCAAGUUCGCUGACAUCCCAAACGGACUGGCUGCCAUCUCCAAGGUGCCUGGUCAGGGAUGGGCGCAGAUCGUGGCAUUCCUUGGAACCUAUGAGCUUUUCAUCAACAAGCCAGUCGGAGAUGAACCCGGCAACUAUGGCAAGGGCAACCUUGGCCUUGGCUUCCUUGGACCAGUCAAAGAUCCAGAAGCACGCAAAAGGAAGCUUUCUGCCGAGUUGGCGAACGGACGUUUGGCCAUGAUGGCCAUCAUCGGAAUGUUCUUCCAGGACGGCCUCACUGGCUCUGCCUGGGGUGACUGGGCCUUGUACACUGACUCUCCACUGCGCAGCGGAGUGAAAAGCCCUGGCUACAACACCUUGCCAGAGUGGGAGAAGCCAAAGACCGGCUUCGAAGGCCUUGUGGGUGACCAGGCACCUGUCGGCUUCUGGGACCCCCUUGGUCUUUCCAAGGACAAGGAUCUUGAGGUCUUCAAGAGGCUGGGUUGUUACAUUGCCCCAGAGUAUUACAGAUUUGAUGGCUACUUGUCCCCGUCCAUGAACCUGAAGUUUAGCGACGUGCCAAACGGCCUGAAGGCGCUCUCCGUGGUGCCCAAAGAGGGCUGGGCUCAGAUUCUUGCUUUCGCUGGCUUCCUCGAGUUGGUUGUCAACAAGAAGACUUCCGAGCCAGGCAAUUAUGGAAAGGGCAACCUCGGCCUUGGCCUGAUCGGCUUCGGCAACUCCGUCCAGGAUCCUGAGACAAGGACACGAAAACUUAACGCAGAACUCGCCAACGGACGUUUGGCCAUGAUGGCCAUUAUCGGCAUGUUUUUCCAGGAUGGCCUGACUGGUUCCGCCUGGGGCGAUUGGGCAAAUUACACCGACUCUCCUCUGCGUGCGUUCGAAGGUGAGCUAGGUGUGCAGCCUCCGGUGGGCUUCUGGGACCCCCUUGGCCUUUCCUCAGACGGUGACCUGGCCGUCUUCAAGCGCCGACGCGAGGUUGAGCUGAAGCAUGGCAGGAUCUCCAUGUUUGCGGCAAUGGGAUACAUAACUCCUGAAUACUUCAAAUUUCCUGGAGAGCUCUCUCCCAAGCUCGGCCUCAAGUUCGCUGACAUCCCAAACGGACUGGCUGCCAUCUCCAAGGUGCCUGGUCAGGGAUGGGCGCAGAUCGUGGCAUUCCUUGGAACCUAUGAGCUUUUCAUCAACAAGCCAGUCGGAGAUGAACCCGGCAACUAUGGCAAGGGCAACCUUGGCCUUGGCUUCCUUGGACCAGUCAAAGAUCCAGAAGCACGCAAAAAGAAGCUUUCUGCCGAGUUGGCGAACGGACGUUUGGCCAUGAUGGCCAUCAUCGGAAUGUUCUUCCAGGACGGCCUCACUGGCUCUGCCUGGGGUGACUGGGCCUUGUACACUGACUCUCCACUGCGCAGCGGAGUGAAAAGCCCUGGCUACAACACCUUGCCAGAGUGGGAGAAACCAAAGACCGGCUUCGAAGGCCUUGUGGGUGACCAGGCACCUGUCGGCUUCUGGGACCCCCUUGGUCUUUCCAAGGACAACGAUCUUGAGGUCUUCAAGAGGCGUCGUGAGACCGAGAUCAAGCACGGCAGGGUGGCGAUGUUCGCAACCAUGGGUUACAUUGCCCCAGAGUACUACAGAUUUGAUGGCUACUUGUCCCCGUCCAUGAACCUGAAGUUUAGCGACGUGCCAAACGGCCUGAAGGCACUCUCCGUGGUGCCCAAAGAGGGCUGGGCUCAGAUCCUUGCUUUCGCUGGCUUCCUCGAGUUGGUUGUCAACAAGAAGACUUCCGAGCCAGGCAAUUAUGGAAAGGGCAACCUCGGCCUUGGCCUGAUCGGCUUCGGCAACUCCGUCCAGGAUCCUGAGACAAGGACACGAAAACUUAACGCAGAACUCGCCAACGGACGUUUGGCCAUGAUGGCCAUUAUCGGCAUGUUUUUCCAGGAUGGCCUGACUGGUUCCGCCUGGGGCGAUUGGGCAAAUUACACCGACUCUCCUCUGCGUGCGUUCGAAGGUGAGCUAGGUGUGCAGCCUCCGGUGGGCUUCUGGGACCCCCUUGGCCUUUCCUCAGACGGUGACCUGGCCGUAUUCAAGCGCCGACGCGAGGUUGAGCUGAAGCAUGGCAGGAUCUCCAUGUUUGCGGCAAUGGGAUACAUAACUCCUGAAUACUUCAAAUUUCCUGGAGAGCUCUCUCCCAAGCUCGGCCUCAAGUUCGCUGACAUCCCAAACGGACUGGCUGCCAUCUCCAAGGUGCCUGGUCAGGGAUGGGCGCAGAUCGUGGCAUUCCUUGGAACCUAUGAGCUUUUCAUCAACAAGCCAGUCGGAGAUGAACCCGGCAACUAUGGCAAGGGCAACCUUGGCCUUGGCUUCCUUGGACCAGUCAAAGAUCCAGAAGCACGCAAAAAGAAGCUUUCUGCCGAGUUGGCGAACGGACGUUUGGCCAUGAUGGCCAUCAUCGGAAUGUUCUUCCAGGACGGCCUCACUGGCUCUGCCUGGGGUGACUGGGCCUUGUACACUGACUCUCCGCUGCGCAGCGGAGUGAAAAGCCCUGGCUACAACACCUUGCCAGAGUGGGAGAAACCAAAGACCGGCUUCGAAGGCCUUGUGGGUGACCAGGCACCUGUCGGCUUCUGGGACCCCCUUGGUCUUUCCAAGGACAACGAUCUUGAGGUCUUCAAGAGGCGUCGUGAGACCGAGAUCAAGCACGGCAGGGUGGCGAUGUUCGCAACCAUGGGUUACAUUGCCCCAGAGUACUACAGAUUUGAUGGCUACUUGUCCCCAUCCAUGAACCUGAAGUUUAGCGACGUGCCAAACGGCCUGAAGGCGCUCUCCGUGGUGCCCAAAGAGGGCUGGGCUCAGAUUCUUGCUUUCGCUGGCUUCCUCGAGUUGGUUGUCAACAAGAAGACCUCCGAGCCAGGCAAUUAUGGAAAGGGCAACCUCGGCCUUGGCCUGAUCGGCUUCGGCAACUCCGUCCAGGAUCCUGAGACAAGGACACGAAAACUUAACGCAGAACUCGCCAACGGACGUUUGGCCAUGAUGGCCAUUAUCGGCAUGUUUUUCCAGGAUGGCCUGACCGGCUCCGCCUGGGGUGAUUGGGCCAACUACACGAUGGUCGACCUCCUUACACGCAGAGGUUUGGCACAAGGCACCGCCAGCCAUCUAAAAGAGGCACCUUUUUCUUGCGCGGUGCCCUUCCGGAUGGCUUCAAAGAGGUAUGGCGCCGUGGGCGUCGGCUUAGCAGGUGCGGUUGCAGGGAGCGCUUUUAUUGCGUCUCCAGGAAGCCAAACAAAGAAUGGCGCCCUUCGCGCCACAAGAGCAGCACCACAGGCUGCUAGCGCCAGCGCCUCCAGCGCGGCGUCCACGGCCUCCUAUGCGGCGGCCUCUGUUGUAGCAGCAAGUGCUGGCGUGCUCCUCACGCGACGGCCCGGCGCCAUGAGCAAGACCACUGUUACCGCAUUGCAGGCAUUUGAGCAGGAACUUGGCGUUCAGCCACCUGUGGGCUUCUGGGACCCCGCAGGGCUCUCCAAGGAUGGUGAUGUGGAGGCGUUCAAGCGCAGACGGUCAGUAGAGCUGAAGCAUGGAAGGAUUGCCAUGCUUGCCACCAUGGGUUACAUCACUCCAGAAAUCGCCGGCAAAUUUCCUGGCUACCUCUCACCAUCAGCUGGCUUGAAGUUCGCCGAUGUCCCCAAUGGCUUGGCAGCUAUCUCGAAGGUGCCAGCAGGUGGUUGGACGCAGAUCCUACUCUACAUGGGCUGGUGCGAGGUGAGCCGUGGCCCUGGCUCUGACAUUGCUAGCGGCAGACCAGGCGAUUUUGGCUGGUAUGUCCUGACCUCGGCUGAUCCCGAGAAGAAAACACAGAAACUCAAUGCCGAACUGGCCAAUGGAAGACUUGCCAUGAUGGCAAUCAUCGGAAUGUUUUACCAGGAUGGCCUCACAGGCUCCGCUUGGGGCGAUUGGUCGCUCUACACCGACUCGCCUCUGCGAGCCUUCGAGAACGAGACAGGUGUGCAGCCUCCUGUGGGCUUUUGGGAUCCCUUGGGUCUCUCGGUGAGCGGAAAUUUGUCCGACUACAAGCGUCGACGAGAAGUAGAACUGAAGCACGGCCGUGUGGCCAUGUUUGCAACGAUCGGAUAUAUCCUGCCGGAAUACUGGCGCUUCCCAGGAUAUUUGUCCAAGUUCCUAGACAUCAAGUUCUCUGAAGUUCCCAAUGGAUUGUCUGCCUUCUCCAAAGUUCCAGCACUGGGAUGGUUGCAGAUCGUGGGCUUCGCUGGCAUCGUAGAACUCAAUGUCUACAAUGAACAGGUCAAUGACGAGCCUGGCAACUACGGUGCCGGCUUCCUUGGAUUGAGGUCCAUCGGCUUCAUGAAUGCGGGCAUUGCAGACCCAGAGGUUAGAAAGAAGAAGCUCAAUGCGGAGUUGGCUAACGGUCGUCUGGCAAUGUUUGCCAUCAUCGGAAUGUUCUUUCAGGAUGGCCUGACGGGCUCUGCUUGGGGUGACUGGGCCAACUACACCGACUCUCCGUUGCGGGCCUUCGAGGGUGAGUUGGGUGUGCAGCCUCCGGUGGGCUUCUGGGACCCCCUUGGCCUCUCCUCAGACGGUGACCUGGCCGUCUUCAAGCGCCGACGCGAGGUUGAGCUGAAGCAUGGCAGGAUCUCCAUGUUUGCGGCAAUGGGAUACAUAACUCCUGAAUACUUCAAAUUUCCUGGAGAGCUCUCUCCCAAGCUCGGCCUCAAGUUCGCUGACAUCCCAAACGGACUGGCUGCCAUCUCCAAGGUGCCUGGUCAGGGAUGGGCGCAGAUCGUGGCACUCCUUGGAACCUAUGAGCUUUUCAUCAACAAGCCAGUCGGAGAUGAACCCGGCAACUAUGGCAAGGGCAACCUCGGCCUUGGCUUCCUUGGACCAGUCAAAGAUCCAGAAGCACGCAAAAGGAAGCUUUCUGCCGAGUUGGCGAACGGACGUUUGGCCAUGAUGGCCAUCAUCGGAAUGUUCUUCCAGGACGGCCUCACUGGCUCUGCCUGGGGUGACUGGGCCUUGUACACUGACUCUCCGCUGCGCAGCGGAGUGAAAAGCCCUGGCUACAACACCUUGCCAGAGUGGGAGAAGCCAAAGACCGGCUUCGAAGGCCUUGUGGGUGACCAGGCACCUGUCGGCUUCUGGGACCCCCUUGGUCUUUCCAAGGACAAGGAUCUUGAGGUCUUCAAGAGGCGUCGUGAGACCGAGAUCAAGCACGGCAGGGUGGCGAUGUUCGCAACCAUGGGUUACAUUGCCCCAGAGUACUACAGAUUUGAUGGCUACUUGUCCCCGUCCAUGAACCUGAAGUUUAGCGACGUGCCAAACGGCCUGAAGGCGCUCUCCGUGGUGCCCAAAGAGGGCUGGGCGCAGAUCCUUGCUUUCGCUGGCUUCCUCGAGUUGGUUGUCAACAAGAAGACCUCCGAGCCAGGCAAUUAUGGAAAGGGCAACCUCGGCCUUGGCCUGAUCGGCUUCGGCAACUCCGUCCAGGAUCCUGAGACAAGGACACGAAAACUUAACGCAGAACUCGCUAACGGACGUUUGGCCAUGAUGGCCAUCAUCGGAAUGUUCUUCCAGGACGGCCUCACUGGCUCUGCCUGGGGUGACUGGGCCUUGUACACUGACUCUCCGCUGCGCAGCGGAGUGAAAAGCCCUGGCUACAACACCUUGCCAGAGUGGGAGAAGCCAAAGACCGGCUUCGAAGGCCUCGUGGGUGACCAGGCACCUGUCGGCUUCUGGGACCCCCUUGGUCUUUCCAAGGACAAGGAUCUUGAGGUCUUCAAGAGGCGUCGUGAGACCGAGAUCAAGCACGGCAGGGUGGCGAUGUUCGCAACCAUGGGUUACAUUGCCCCAGAGUACUACAGAUUUGAUGGCUACUUGUCCCCGUCCAUGAACCUGAAGUUUAGCGACGUGCCAAACGGCCUGAAGGCGCUCUCCGUGGUGCCCAAAGAGGGCUGGGCGCAGAUCCUUGCUUUCGCUGGCUUCCUCGAGUUGGUUGUCAACAAGAAGACCUCCGAGCCAGGCAAUUAUGGAAAGGGCAACCUCGGCCUUGGCCUGAUCGGCUUCGGCAACUCCGUCCAGGAUCCUGAGACAAGGACACGAAAACUUAACGCAGAACUCGCUAACGGACGUUUGGCCAUGAUGGCCAUCAUCGGAAUGUUCUUCCAGGACGGCCUCACUGGCUCUGCCUGGGGUGACUGGGCCUUGUACACUGACUCCCCCCUUCGUGCUUUCGAGAAUGAGCUUGGAGUGCAAGCACCUGUCGGAUUUUGGGACCCACUUGGGUUCACCAAAGGCGACGAUGCGGCCUCCUUCCGCCGUCGCCGCUAUGUGGAGCUGAAGCACGGACGUGUGGCCAUGUUCGCUUGCCUUGGCUACAUCGUUCCUGAGUACUACCGCUGGCCAGGAGAUUUGUCUCCAUCCCUUGGCCUGAAGUUCAGCGAUGUGCCAACAGGUUUUGCCGCAUUCUCGAAAGUGCCACUGUCCGGCUGGGCUCAAAUGGUUGCAUUCGCAGGCACCGUUGAGCUCUUUCAGUACGUGGAUGAUCCCAAGCGCCCACCAGGAGACUUUGAGAACGCAGGAUUCUUGGGCAUCCCAAACGGCUUUGUAAAGAUCAACGACCCUGAGGUGAAACAGAAGAAAUUGGCAGCCGAGCUGGCGAACGGAAGACUGGCGAUGAUGGCAAUCAUCGGCAUGUUCUUCCAAAAUGGCUUGACAGGAGAGGCUUGGGGUGACUGGUCCCUUUACACCGACUCUCCUUUGCGGGCCUUUGAGGGCGAGUUGGGCGUUCAAGCGCCAGUCGGAUUUUGGGAUCCGCUCGGCCUUUCUGCAGAUGGCGACGUAGACACCUUCAAGCGCCGAAGAGCGGCGGAGUUGAAGCAUGGCAGGAUCUGCAUGUUGGCCUGCAUUGGCUACAUUGUGCCCGAGUACUUCAGAUGGCCUGGCUAUUUGUCACCGGAGAAGGGCAUCAAGUUUGCGGACAUGCCCCAUGGUAUUGCAGCAAUCUCCAAGGUUCCAUUGGAAGGAUGGGUGCAGAUCGUGCUCUUCUUGGGCCACUACGAGGGCUAUUUCUGGCGACAGGACCCAAAGCGGGCUCCGGGAGACUAUGAAGGCUACGGAUUCCUUGGUGCGGGAAAGAACUUCAUCUUCAACUUCGACCCAAUCGAGUUCAAGGACCCAGAGGUUAGAAAGACCAAGUUGGCAGCAGAAAUCGCAAAUGGGCGACUCGCCAUGGUGGCGCUGAUGGCAAUGCUUUUCCAGAACGGCACCGUGGGAACCACGGGCCCUGCGAUGUGGCUGCCUGCUGCGUGA